AUGGCGAAUUCUGGUAUUCUGCAGACAGAGCAAGAUCUUCUUAUGUUCUCGUCUCUAUUUCACAAUUCCAAAGGUGAAAAUGUUAAACCUCAGGAAACAGAGAUUGAGAAAAAGAUUGAGUUUCUCGAGAGCUUGACUGGAAAAGUCCGCAACAGGAGAUCUCGUAGAUGGCUAAAUGAUCGUUUGUUGAUGGAGCUUGUUCCCCCUUUGAAUGCUGAUGAAAUUAGAGGAUUGUUUGCUCCACCGCCAUGGGGCGAUGAUGUGCCACUUUCACCAUUUUGCAUGACAAAUGUGGGAGAGUGGGACAAGUUCAGGAAUAUAGACAUGGACAAGCAGGCUUCCAUUAUAGAGUCCCAAGAAGACUCGUCUGGUGAUCGGAGAAGCCGUCUAGAUGCUGAUAAAGUUGCUGUACUGACUGCUUGGCAUAGGGUUGAUUGUAGAACUAGAGAUGCACUUCGUCGUUCCUUUCUUUCAGAAUUGAUUAAUAGCUAUGAGGAACGUGUACGAUCGUUCAUCAAGGAAAGUCAGGAUGGAGAUGUUCUUGUGCUACAAGUUCAAGAUCCUUUCCAUCGUUUACUACUGCAUGGCGUUUGUGAGUUCUACAAUCUACUCUCGACGACAUUCACCCAAUUGGAGGGUCCCAACUCCUUGAAGAUGACUAGGAUCUGCAAGAAGAAACAAAUUCUCGUCAGCCCUAUUACGAAAGAUGAAUAUACCAAUUUGUAUACCAUGUUAGUGUACCUCAAAACCCCUCUUCAGCCCUCCAAACUACAGUUGGAACUAGGUUCUUACCUCCCAUUCUACGACUGUGCCCGACACUACAAAUCAUCCUCGUACCAGCCAAUCUAUAGCAAUUCCUCUCUCUGCACCGAUCUCAACCCGGUGACCCGGAAAAUCGCUAUCGGUGAACUGCUUAUCGACAAGCUUGCUUUGCCCAUCAAGAAACCGGGUCAAUUUGGCCGAGUCUCAGACUUUCUGUUUUCUUGUACUGAUCCGAAUAAAUAUUCGAGGAUUUAUAGGGGUCUUGCUAAAGGAGUGAAAGGUCUAGCUGCUCUAGGCCGGUUUAAUUAUUCUCUCCCGGCUCAGUUGAGCCGGGCAUUUUCUUCCCCUCAAAUAUUUGCAGUUUGCUUGCCUGGCUCGUCAAAGGCCGAUGGAGUGGCUUUGUUUAACUCACCCGGGCCGUACUAUUUUUCUCCCGGAGUUGACCUUUCGAAAUCACUUAUUUACACUCCACUCCUCCAGGGCCCACGUGGGGCAGACACCCAAAUUUACUACUGGUACAAAUCUCCUGAUUAUUACGUUGGGUUGACUUCUAUAAAAGUCAACGAGAAAGUUGUACCAUUGAACAAAACCCUUCUUGCCAUAGACGAUCUUGGAUAUGGUGGAACCAAGAUUAGCACAUCUAGACCAUACACUGUCUUAGAAUCUUCAAUUUUCAAGGCUUUAACAGAUGCAUUUAUGCAGGAAUCUGCUCUUCUCAACCUCACGUUAAUAAAGCCGGUCGAGCCAUUCCGUGUGUGUUAUGCCGUACAGAAUGUUAAGAAUACGCGUGUGGGCCCAGCUGUUCCAACCAUCGAUCUUGUGUUACAGAGCAAUAAUGUUUUUUGGAGGAUUUUCGGGUCUAAUUCAAUGGUAAGGAUUACAACUAAGGAUGUAGAUGCUUGGUGCUUGGGUGUAGUUGAAGGAGGAUCAAGUUCAAAGACGUCUAUUGUUAUUGGUGGACAUCAGAUCGAGGAUAAUUUGUUACAGUUUGAUGUUCAAUCAUCAAUGCUUGGGUUCAGUUCUUCGCUUUUAUUCCGUAGUACUAAUUGUGCUAAUUUUGAUUUUAAUUCUACCAAGAAUUAG
This is a messenger RNA of Fraxinus pennsylvanica, 1845 nucleotides long. The record is from the annotation of a GenBank genome assembly. Lineage: Eukaryota; Viridiplantae; Streptophyta; Magnoliopsida; Lamiales; Oleaceae.